This is a messenger RNA of Chaetomium globosum CBS 148.51, 390 nucleotides long. RefSeq lists its product as uncharacterized. The transcript has a single exon. The coding region runs from base 1 to 390 and encodes 129 amino acids. Lineage: Eukaryota; Fungi; Ascomycota; Sordariomycetes; Sordariales; Chaetomiaceae. The record is from RefSeq and is a predicted model, not a curated record.
AUGUCAAACGGAGCUUCCAGCGGCACCGCAUUCUUGAUGGGUCCGGCAACCGACACCGUGAUACCUGAGAAAGCCGCCGAGAUCAAGCCGAAGGCGAAGAAAAAGUCCCUCUACCAGCGUUAUGUCGACGCCAAACGCGGUCGCAAUGUUCAAAUCUCUGAGGCGGACUUGUUGAAGUACACAGGGAAGACCAAGGACGAACUUCAAGCGUGGGCCAAGGAUCGGCCGGGAGUUGCGGGGAACCAGCCUGCUGGUAAGCUUGCGAUGGGAUCAUCGACGGGUCUGGGCGGCAUGGGGGCCGCUGAAGGAUACGGCGGAUGGGGACCAAGUGCGGAAGCGAAGCUGAAGUUUCCACCAAAGGCUCAACAAGAAGCACAGGAAGGAAAGUAA